Molecule: messenger RNA, 1570 nt
Organism: Biomphalaria glabrata
Lineage: Eukaryota; Metazoa; Mollusca; Gastropoda; Planorbidae
Exons: 11
Coding region: 237-1529 (430 amino acids)
Source: RefSeq, a predicted model, not a curated record
UUUUUUUGUUUUUGUUUUUUACUAAAGCGCAGUGCCCCACGGGACAAUUUGGACCAAACUGUAUUAAUGAGUGUCUUUGCAAUCAGAAUUUGUGCACUGAAACGGGAGAGUGUCGACCUGACGUUAAUUGCAAGCCUGGUUUCUUUGGGUAUCUGUGUCAAUACAUUGAUCUAGGUUUCAAAGCUAAAACUUCUCAUCCAACACUCUUUGAUCAAAGCGACACCACUUGUCUGUUAAUGAACAACACCAUGACCUUCGUGGAACUGGACAAUUACUACUCAAUCGCUUUCCUCCGAUUCAUUUCCAAAACACCAGCUGUAAUUGAUCUAAUCAUCAUUGAGUUCACUUCAACCGUCAGCUGCAGUCAGUACCGGGUGUUCAUCCGAUACCCGAGCGAGUGGGACAUCUUCUGCAAAGUGGACAACGCGGUAAACAAGCUUACCAUAUGGUGGCUCACCGCCGCCAGGAUCUGUAGCAUCUACAUCAGCGGAGCUCGCAAGGUGAUGUCGGUCAACUUCCAGGUGCCAUACGUCACCGUCUCUUACAGAACCGCUUCGACCAGCCGCACGAACUCAACCGCCGACUCCACGUCGUCAGGGUCCCCUGGCACCGAAACGAUCUCGCCAAGGGAAGUCGAAAUCAAGACCCUGGUGACGUCAUCGCCGCUUCCCGGAUCCUCCUCGGGCGCAAAAAAAACCUCCCGACUUGAAGAAAGCACGGGAGGGCAGAUCCUGGGGGUUACGGAGGAGAAUUCAACAUUUGGAAAUACAACCCGGAACAACACAAUGGAAAUAUCGUCAAUGAAAAAUGUCGCUAAAAGAGAUCUGUUCUCUAUGUGUAAACUUUUAAGCAAUGAUAAAAAUGAAAAACUGAGUGUGACUCUGAAUGUGGAGUACGUAAUGUACCGUCUUUUAAUCACUGUAUUAAGUUUAGAUAAUGGUACUCAUGCCAUCCUUUUCCAAUUCAUCGAUGUAAAUAGCUAUCAGCAGUACAACAAAACAGUAGCACUCAACUUGACCCAGUUUCAGUCCCACACCAUCGAUAUUGCAUUGGUCGGUUUAUGGGCUAAAACAAUUCUCAUAUCUGAAGUCGGCAACCCCGCCUCCUCCUUUAUGUCCAUCUGUAGCCUCAACAUUUACGGAGGCGUGCAGACUGCAGAGAGGGAAGCUAUGGUCUGCAGUGUGACAAGAGAUGUGACAGCGCCUGUUUCUAUGACUCAUGCGACAUAUCGAAUGGCUACUGUAUCUUAUGCAGUGAAGAACAGGUGGAGUGCGACAAUCCUAGCCCAGAUCUCUCAUUUACGUGUGGCAAGCAUAAGUACGGACCUCAGUGCAAUAAACCUUGCAAGUCCUGUUUCGGGGGAGCGUGUGACAGAAAGACUGGGGCAUGUAUCAAGGAUUGCGGCCCACCAGAGGUUUGCUUUUUGCGUGUUGACCAGUGUCCUCUGUUUAAAUAUGGUGAAAACUGCAGUCAGAUGUGUUCGUUUUGUCGCAUGGGAUUAUGUAACAGAACUACUGGAGUGUGUCUGAAAGGCUGCAGUCAGAACCGUUUCGGAGACUUCUGUAACUAU